Molecule: messenger RNA, 1257 nt
Organism: Penicillium atrosanguineum
Lineage: Eukaryota; Fungi; Ascomycota; Eurotiomycetes; Eurotiales; Aspergillaceae
Exons: 3
Coding region: 1-1257 (418 amino acids)
Source: RefSeq, a predicted model, not a curated record
AUGCCCACCACAUCCAAGAUGAGUUUAUCUGGUGACACUGAGAAUAUCUUUUCUGAAUUCGAGGAUCUCGAGCGCCAGGACCUGAUCGGUCGUGUUCUGAACAACUUAGAACUGGCGGAUAGGGAUUCUGUGGGAGAAAUCCCGCGGGGAACCUUAUUCCUGCUUUGGUUUGCCGCAGAUGUGCUUGAAGACCUAGCAAAGCCAUCAUCAGAUGCUAGAUUGAUUCCUUUACAGCAAAAAGUGGUCACCAGCUUACCACUUGACAUUACUUCAUUUUUGGUCUUUUCAAAGAAGAACCCGUUUGCAAACACCCGUGGCACAAAGUGCAAGUCAUCCCAGGCCAGUGCCACAACCUCCCCAACAAAGCGCGAUCCAAAGAUUGUUGAGAAGGUGGGCUUAUCAGGGAGCUUAAGCCUCGACAGAGACCGCGAACAAUGCCUAGUCACAAUGCGGUGUGCCCCAACACUUGAGUCAGCACACAUUAUCCCAAAUAGAUUCUGUGGAACGUUCGUGCGACCUUGCAGGAGCGAAUUCUGGAAUCACUUACGGACCUACUGGGGCCGUACCCAAACGGAGAAAUGGGAGGCUGAGCUGCUACAGGGCUCAUAUACCAUCAACACAGAGUUCACUGCGAACAUGAUGACCCUUAGCAAGCAGGUCCAUGCAUAUUGGGGAUGCCCAAUGUGUGCCUUUCGACCGGUUUCGGUCAACGAGGCUCAAACUAUGAUGCAUAUUGCCUUGCAUUGGUUACCAAUGUUGCCACCCAGUGUCAAGCGAAGUGACUAUGUUUCGUCUACCGAGAACCCAUUUAGUGGGGGCACACAAGAGCUCACAACUCUCCCCACUGCCAGGAUUGGUUUCUAUAAUUGGGAGCGAAAAGUGGAAAUGCAAUCAGGCGAUAUCUUCACUGUUACCACGGAUGACCCACUGAAUCGACCUCUCCCUUCAUGGGUCCUGCUUCUCCUCAUGUGGCACCUAACAAGGAUCGCAGCAAUGCAGGGAGCUGGGGAGGAUUCAGAUGAUGAUCUUCCAUCGGAUGAGGAUGUGGAUCCAAUUCCCUCAGGGACCAAAACGACUGUAACGGGCAAGAGACAAGUUUCUCGCGGUCGGUCGCCAGCAGUUCCGCGAAUCGGUAGUCGGGGUGGAGUACCUACGGCAAAGUGGAGUUCAUCAGUCGGGUUCUAUCCUGGAUCUGUACCCUUUCGGCUGCAAGCGAAGUCGACCAACCCGCAAGGACGAAGCCCGUAUACCGAAUAG